AUGUCAUUCGCAACGGGUGAAAAACUCUUCGUUCGCAAGAUAGAAGAGAGAGCUCGCUUGACACCCACCAACAUCUUCGCGCGCGUCCCGCUCAACGAUUGGGAAAGAGACGGCUACCGCUCCAUUACGUGGAAGCAGUACAACGACGGCAUCAAUAAGAUCGCCCACUGGCUGGACAAGACGCUCGGCAAGUCGGUGGACAAUGAUACCGUGUCAUACUUCGGGUCCAAUGACAUCCGCUACGCCUUUGUCUUUGCUGCGCUGAAUAAGACUAGCCGUAAGCUGCUCACCCCUGAUGGCCGCCUCAUGAAACCCGCACUGCACGACCUCCUGUCGGCGUCCAACUGUAAAGCAUGGCUGUACACUGAGGACGAGAUCGCGGCGCAGACGCCGUUUGAUUUGGAAGAAACCGGAAUCGCACUGCACGCCUUCCCAUCCCUGGAAUGGUGUCUUGACGCUGAGGACACCGCGCCGUACCUCUACACCAAGACCUACGAUGAGCACAAAUGGGAAGACGUUCUCAUCAUCCACACCUCCGGCACAACCGGCCCGCCGAAGCCCAUUUAUAUGAACAACGGCUUCUGGGCGGCGGCCUGCGCAUGGAGGCAACUGGCCAAGAAGAACUGGCCCAGGGCGAUUUGCACCGAGGUCCUGCAGGGUAGGAGUCUGAUCCUGGCCUGCCCCAUGCGUUGGAACUCGGGGCUGAUCCUAACAAACUCGUUUGGUGUGUUUGCCAACACCUGCUGCGUGCUUCCUCCGGCCGAUGCCGUCGGCCUGCCGCCGGCCAUGUUCGAUAAGCUCACCAAGCUCAACCACGUCGACGGCCUGGUGGCGACGCCGUUUACCGUUGUCGAGCUGUUCAACGACGCCACGACCCGCCCAACACUCCAGUCCCUCGAGUUCGUUAUGUACCUCGGCGCACGGCUUGACAAGGUCGUCGGCGAUGCGCUCGUGCAGCACACGCGCCUCGGGUCCGUCAUCGGCGCCACCGAGACCGGCGGGCGCUUCUCGUUCGUGCCGCGGGGAAAGAAGUUCUGGUACACGUACGACUUCAUCCCCGAGGCGCACGUGCGGCUCGUCUCGAUCGACAAGUCGGGGCUGCCGACCAACGCUACCGACGACGCCAGCGUGCACCGCAUGUUCAUUGACCGGCCGGAGGGGGAGGCUAGGGAUUACAUGUGCGCUUUCUGGAACACCAGGAUGUAUGACGGGGUUGAUACGAUCGACACCAAGGAGCUUUGGCGGCCGGUCGACUGCGACGGGGAGCGCAGGUGGGAGUUCUUCGCGCGAGCCGACGACUCGGUCAAGCUCUUCGGCGGCGUGUCCUUCGACGCGGCCGAGUUUGAGACGCCGAUCCAGAGGCACCCCGGCGUUAGGCUCGCAUUUGUCGGGGGUGCUGGCCGACCGGCGCCCUUCGUCAUCCUGGACAUGUACGACGAUGCCGUGCGUGGACGGCACAGGGGAGAUGUCGCGAGGGAGAUCUGGGAAACGGUCAUCGAACCGCUGAACCGCCAGGUUGUCAAGGAGAUCCAGAUCCCAUCGGAGACGGUCUUUUUGACGGUGGAGGGGCGUCCUUUGCCGUUGAGCAUCAAGCAGCUUGUCCGGCGGACCAAGGCCGAGGAGGAGUACAAGACCGAGAUCGAAGCGGCGUACGCGAGGUUGAACGAGGGGCAGGAUAGCCGGGAGAAAUUUGCCGAGUUUAUGAAGUAA
Molecule: messenger RNA, 1710 nt
Organism: Colletotrichum navitas
Lineage: Eukaryota; Fungi; Ascomycota; Sordariomycetes; Glomerellales; Glomerellaceae
Exons: 2
Coding region: 1-1710 (569 amino acids)
Biological process (GO): fatty acid metabolic process
Molecular function (GO): medium-chain fatty acid-CoA ligase activity
Source: RefSeq, a predicted model, not a curated record